Molecule: messenger RNA, 2175 nt
Organism: Pieris brassicae (large cabbage white)
Lineage: Eukaryota; Metazoa; Arthropoda; Insecta; Lepidoptera; Pieridae
Exons: 5
Coding region: 28-723 (231 amino acids)
Source: RefSeq, a predicted model, not a curated record
UACAUCUGUUUUGUGGUUUUGUAGUUUAUGUGCAAGUAUUUGAACAAAGUUACUAAAAUGUUUUUUAUUUUGGCGGCUAUUGUUCUUAUUGCGAGUGGCGGAGGAGCACAGAUGAGUGAAGAUAGUUGUGAUGCCAACGAGCUGAGGUUGUGUGUCGACAUGACACCUAAAACACCGGUCGGGUUGCCCAGGACGAGAAAAGAACUGGAUGCCCAUUGUGCGGCCUACCAUACAGGCAUGGCAUGUAUGGAUGCGUGGAUCAAGCGAUGUCUGCCAACAGAUGGACAAAAAUUAGUACAACAACAGAUUGGAGGAGCCAGAGCACUCAUGAAGUUUCUAUGUACCAAUGACUCAUCUUUGAGAAGGGAUUUCCUAAAAGAACCAACUUGUUGGUCGAUGGUUUCACCUGACUGGUCUCGAUGUGUGGACGAAUUGCAGCUUGCUGUUAGAGAUAUCUCUGAACGAGCUCAACUCAUCAACUACUUUAAUAAGAGCUAUGAACUGUGCUGUGCUAGAGAUGCAUUUGUGUCGUGCGUAGCACAUGCUGGUCGUUCCUGUUCAGCAUCAGCGGGCACGUUACUUCGGCGGAUGGCCUGGGUCCUUGCUCAAGAUGUUGCUGCUUGCAGCCAACAGCCACGAGCCCAUUGCGAUGCUGUCACACUUAUAAACACGCCACUCCUAACGUUCCUUUCGGGGAUAUUAUUGUAUCCACCGAAUCUUUAAGAUUCGACCCGUAACGAAUAAAAUAUGAUUUAGUAUAAUUUUUUAAUAAGUACAUUUUUGUUAUUAAAAGUCGAUAAUUAUUGUUAUUUAUCGCCGACACAUAUUAAUCACAUUUAUUUAUUUACCUUAAACAUAGAUAUAAAACCACUCACAUAUAUUAUUAGGCCACAACCGGCUCUCUCGCUAACAGGUGAUAUUUUCUUGAAAUUUUUGUGAAUACUGGGUUAGUUAUUAAAUUCCCUUAUUAUUAUUAUAUAUCAAUAUAGGCAUAUUCCUGUAAAAUUAGCUAGAUAUAUUUGCCAUUGAUUUUAAAUUGUAUUAUUUACAAGAAUUGUGUUUGAAAUUGAGGUACUCGAAAAAUUCAAAUGAAAGUUAAUUAUUUCCUAUAUUUAAGUAAAUAGAGAUUGGCAAUCGUUUAUAUAUCCUUAACAAAGUUCCUUAUAAAAUAUUCUAACAAGGGUAGAUGAAAAAAGACAUGAGUUUAUAUUUUCAUUAUAAAAUUCGUCGAAUUAAAACUGCUCCGAUUUUUUUUUCGUUUUUUACGACUUGUACGUAGUACCACAAGUAAUAUUAAAAAGGUGCAAGGCUUUAGACCUCUUAAAAAAUUUACAUGCAUGAUGUAAAUGAUAUUGUCUCAGUUCCCAUAGAAUUUCAUUAGGUUAGGUUAGGUUUUAUUUUGAUUCUAACUAGCAUUUCUGAUCAGAUUAGCUUAGGAGAAAGAAAAAGAUUACCUUCUUUCAAUCAUUUCACAAAUCAUGAUGUUUUCAUUUAUUUAUAUGGGGGUUAAAGAGCAUGCACUACCAUAUUAUUGCACACCAUUGCUGACUGAUGAAAAUAUCCAGAAAUAUAUUUGUAACUGUUUUAAGAUGGAGUCGUGAUUCGACAAAUUUUAGUAUUAAAUAAUGUUUAGUAUUAAUUAAAAACCAAUAUAAAUAUUCAGUUAAUCUAGUAUUGUUAAAGCAUUCAUGAAAAGUUUGUUUGGUUUAAACAGCACAACAAUUUUUAACCGUGCCUUUAAUUCGCCAACGGAAAAAAUACAAUAUUUUAGCUUUUCCUAAUUUUAUUGUUAAAGGAAUUAUUGUUCUCGAAACACAUCAGACAUACUGUAUGAGUAACUUAUGGGUAUGAAUUAGAGCCGAGGCUAGUUAAGAAAAAGUAUGGCAUGUUAAAUUAAUUACUUUUUGGCAUACGGAAGCCACACUUAGCGCUAAGACACCAGAUUGAAUCCCACCAUAAAGAUUGUUACACUCAUUAAGGAAAAUUUAUACGUAUAAUUAUGACUUAUACAUUAUGUAAUUUUGUGUAUUGUGUUUAUGGGAAAAAUUACACAACAGUUUAAAUAGUUUAGCAGCCAGCAGUUUACGUUUAGUUUAAUGUUGUUUCAUGAAAACCUGUUUUAAUUACGUCCUUCCUAUGUGAAAAUUACGCAAAGUAUUGUAAUAAUAUCAUAUU